This is a messenger RNA of Ambispora leptoticha, 441 nucleotides long. NCBI's taxonomy places the organism in Eukaryota, Fungi, Glomeromycota, Glomeromycetes, Archaeosporales, Ambisporaceae. The record is from the annotation of a GenBank genome assembly.
AUGUCCUCAUUUCGCCCUUUCGCAGUUGCGAAAAAACAAUUGACAACUGAUGACAAUCAGCCUGAAAGAGACGAGGAAGUAGCCUACGAGAAAGUUGCUUUUGUUAAAAUUGUCGAUUAUAUUACUAGUAAAACCACUAAUCUUAAUGAGAAUGAUGUGUUAUCUUUCAACCUUCAUGUCAGACUUGAUACCGCACAACAUGAUGUGAAGAAUAUGAUAAAGCUAAUAGUGGAUGAGAUCGAGGGGUUGUCAGAUAUUAUUGAGUAUUCACAACUGUACUGUGAACUUGAGCAUGAAUUUAAGGAGUCAAACCAAAAGAGGAUGGAUCAUUUUGACUGUUAUGAUAAAUUAACAAUUCAUGUUGACAUGCCAGCAGAAGAAAUGAUAGUGAGAUUUUAUCAUAAUAUUCAAUAUGAGAAACCUGUUGAUAUUCAGAAAUAA